Molecule: messenger RNA, 2348 nt
Organism: Thermothelomyces thermophilus ATCC 42464
Lineage: Eukaryota; Fungi; Ascomycota; Sordariomycetes; Sordariales; Chaetomiaceae
Exons: 2
Coding region: 1-1368 (455 amino acids)
Source: RefSeq, a predicted model, not a curated record
AUGGGAAGAUACCUUGUCCGCCGAGCAAGAAACCAUGCGGUUCACGGGCACUCGGUGGAACAGCACGUCGACGGCACUAUUUACGGGGAACGGUACGAAGAUUCCUUACGGAAAGUGUCAGGCGGCCGAUCAACAGAUUCGGAUAGCGAUGAAAACUCAAAGUGGAUUCAUCGAGACAAGCUCGCGAAGAUCGAGAGCGAGGAGCUACAGGCUGCAGGGAUCAUUCUGCCCCGGCAAAGAGAUCGAGCAAGAUCCAAGAGCCAGAACAGGCCCAGGCGAGAUCAGAGCCAGGACAAGAUUAGCGGAUCGGGCAGGUCGAUUGCAGGCUCCGAGCACACCGUCUCGCGUUCAAGAAAGAACUCGACGGCAACCACGACGGAUGCAAAAAGCAUUGAUCCAGCAAGCAUUCCCAGCUGGGAUCUGAGGCGGCCUGAGGAGAUUUUGGAAGAAGGGGAUGGAUACUGGGCGUCCGGCGGUAGCGGGAAAAGCUCGUCCCGGAUACCGGUCGCGAAAACCAGCCCAAUGCCUCUGCCGAGCGAGCAUCUUGCACGGGAUACGCGAUUGCCGCGGAAGCGGGAUGGCAGCCCGGGUACGGAGGAAAGUAUAACGUACCCCAAGACCCGCUCGAGGAGCAGCAGCACAGGCAAUGCGCUCGGACCUGCGAAAUCGGCAGGCACUGGCUCGGGCGCACAGUCUAACAAACGGCCCGAUUCGUCCCCGAAGAAGCCCGGGACGACCGCAGCCUCGAGAAAGCCCAAGCCUGCCAACGGCGCUGCAGGACGACCGAAGACACGAGGCGGCCCGAGCAAGGACUCGUCGAGCAGCGGCACCGCGCGACCAUCCACUAGGUCUGGCGAGCGCGAGUUUUCGUGCAGCAACCCCAAACCGAUGGAGGGCGAGCCUCCAUGGAUGGUCUCGGCUUACCGACCCGACCCGCGGCUGCCGCCAGACCAACAGCUGCUCCCUACGGUGGCCAAGCGGUUACAGCAGGAGAAGUGGGAACGGGAAGGGAAGUUUGGGAGCAUCUACGACAAAGAGUUUAGGCCGCUCACUGACGAAGGCUUCCUCAAACCCCCCGAGCCUACUGCCCGGGAGAAGGAGGCCGAAAAGGAGGCCGAGGCGGAGAAGAAGGAGGAACAGGGAGAGGGAGACUGGCCGCUGAAAGCGGAGGCCAAGAGCCCGACACUCCCCGCGAGAACAAAUUCGUACUCGACCAUGCCCAAAAUCUCCGACUCGCCAGCCAACCCUCUAUCAAGUCCCAGGACUCCGGCCAACCAAAACCAGUCCACGCAACCCGUUAGGGUGCCGGAGCCGGUCGAGGAGGCACAGGAGAAGAAGGGGGGCUGCGCUUGCUGUAUUGUUAUGUGAGCCGCUCCUGUUGCCGUCCGAACCAGCCACUACCUAGGCCCGACAUGACCCUCCCAUGAGAACACCUUCAGGUGUCCGGGUUCCGAACAGUUCCUGCGCCAACCGGGGAAGAACCCCGUUUCUCGGCAUCAUCAUUUCCUUUUGAAACCUUCCGGACGGGCAAACCGACUUAUGACGAGACGAUCUAUUCUAGUUACAGGCGUCCUUCGGCAGUUUCCUUCCAUUUACUUUUCCAUCACAAUAAAUCACACACAUGGCCUGCGCACGCCUCCCCCCCAGGCCUCGUCUGUUUCCUUUUUCUUCUCUUCGAUUCCCGCCUCGGCACAUCACCAUUCGUACUCGAUCUUUCCGGCUCUCAUCCGAGACUCCGAUGAAACUCGAUACGCUCAUUGCUGAGAGCCGAGGUAUAUUACCAGUACAUACCACCGUGGCCGGGAGUUACGGGGGGGAAAACCUUUUUUAAUGCACAGGGGAGUGCUUCUUUCCAGCCCGCGCUGUUUCUCUCUCGAUUGCUUUUUCCUUCUCUCCCUUUGCUGCCUCGCCCCGUCCAUGCUCGCACUUCGGAUUAGAUGUAUAUGGAAAUGCCCACUCGCACCUCCAUAGCCAUGCAUCGGAGCAAGGCGUCAAACAACCCUCCUUUUUGUUUCCCUUGUUUCCUUCCCUUGUCUUUUAGUUUGGGGUGGGGGGCGACUGGGAUGGCGUUGGCCUAUUGAGAGGGAGGAAGGGGAAGAAGAGCGCCAUACCCAACCAUGUCGACCGGCGUCGUUGUCGUUGUUAUCUUGAUUCGUACAUAAUAGACCGUCGAAGGGAGGUUCGUCUUGAGUGGCUUGCUGAAUUUUGUUGAUAAGCAGGGGUGGCGGACGGGGCGUUUUCAAGUAGGUUCGUUGGGGAGUUCAGUUUUGGAAGAUAGCAAAACUCGGAGGACAAUAGGACAGAAGACAAUGAUAUCUCAAUAUUAGCACCAGGCUGAUCAAGAGAGC